Molecule: messenger RNA, 5577 nt
Organism: Serinus canaria (Common canary)
Lineage: Eukaryota; Metazoa; Chordata; Aves; Passeriformes; Fringillidae
Gene: STK10
Product: serine/threonine kinase 10
Exons: 19
Coding region: 108-3176 (1022 amino acids)
Biological process (GO): protein phosphorylation
Molecular function (GO): ATP binding; protein serine/threonine kinase activity
Source: RefSeq, a predicted model, not a curated record
GGCCCCGGUGCCGGUCCCGCCUCGCCGCUCCCCGGGCGCGCAGCGGCUCCGUCCUCCCGGGGCCGCAGCGGGCGGCGGCUCCGCAGCUCCCGGGGCCGCACUCCGGGAUGGCUUUCGCCAAUUUCCGUCGCAUCCUGCGCCUCUCUGCCUUCGAGAAGCGCCGCUCCAAGGAAUACGAGCACGUCCGCCGCGACCUGGACCCCGGCGAAGUGUGGGAGGUGGUGGGCGAGCUGGGAGAUGGAGCCUUCGGCAAAGUCUACAAGGCCAAGAACAAGGAAACAGGAGCUCUGGCAGCUGCCAAGGUCAUCGAGACCAAGAGUGAGGAUGAGCUGGAGGAUUACAUGGUGGAGAUUGAGAUCCUGGCCACCUGUGACCACCCCCACAUCGUCAGACUGCUGGGAGCCUUCUACUGGGAGGGCAAACUCUGGAUCAUGAUCGAGUUCUGCCCGGGCGGGGCCGUGGAUGCCACGAUGCUGGAGCUGGAGCGGGGCCUGACUGAGCCCCAGAUCCAGGUGAUCUGCCGCCAGAUGCUGGAAGCUCUGCACUACCUGCACAGCAAAAGGAUCAUCCACAGGGACCUGAAGGCUGGCAACGUGCUCCUCACCCAGGAUGGGGACAUCAAGCUGGCUGACUUUGGGGUGUCUGCCAAGAACAUGAAAACCUUGCAGAAGCGAGAUUCCUUCAUUGGGACCCCGUACUGGAUGGCCCCGGAGGUGGUGAUGUGUGAGACCAUGAAGGACACUCCCUACGACUACAAGGCUGACAUCUGGUCCCUGGGGAUCACCCUGAUUGAGAUGGCCCAGAUUGAGCCCCCCCACCAUGAGCUGAACCCCAUGAGGGUCCUGCUGAAGAUUGCCAAGUCCGACCCGCCCACGCUCAGCUGCCCCUCCAAAUGGUCCCUGGAGUUCAGAGAUUUCCUGAAGAAGGCGCUGGACAAGAACCCAGAGACCCGGCCCAGUGCUGCCCAGCUGCUGGAGCAUCCCUUUGUCAGCAAGGUCACCAGCAACAGGGCCCUGCGGGAGCUGGUGGCCGAGGCCAAGGCUGAGGUGAUGGAGGAGAUCGAGGACAGCCGGGAUGAAGCAGAGGAGGAUGACUCCUCGGAGUCGGCCUCGCCCCCUGGGAAGCACAAGAGGGACCCUUCUGAGGUGAGCCAGCUGAGCUUUGAUGGGGAGAAACCCCCGGACUCGUCCUUGCCCAAAGCCCUGAACGGCUCCAUGGGGACUGGCAAGGACACCACGGAUGGCCAGAGCCACAAAGCCUCAGAUAAAGGGAUGAGCAGUGACAGUGACAAACUGGAGAGCAACCACUCCACAAAACCCAGCUCGGCCUCCUCGGCCACCCAGGACAAGCCGGACAUCAUCCUGCAGCCAGGACAUUUGGGAAACUCAAUGGAGGGGAGCAAGGAGCCCAGGCCAGGCAGGGAGGAGAGGAAGAGCACUGAGGAGAGGAAGAGCCUUGAGGAGAGGAAGAGUCUUGGAGAGAAGAAGAGCAUUGGGGAGGGGAGGAACAACGAGGAGAGGAAGAGUCUUGGAGAGAAGAAGAGCAUUGGGGAGGGGAGGAACAACGAGGAGAGGAAGAGUCUUGGAGAGAGGAAGAGCAUGGUGGAGAGGAGGAGCAUGGUGGAGCGACCAGAGAGCGUUUUCCUGGAGAACUUCAGCGAGGAGAAGCUGGCCAAUGGAAGCCUGGAGCCCCUGGGGCCACUGCCCCGCUCCAAAAGGGACUCAGAUUCUGGCAGCACUUCGGCCUCCGAGAGCAUGGACCUCACCAUCUCCUUGUCUGCUGACCUGUCCCUCAACAGGGAGAGCGGCUCCAUCUCCCUCAAGGACUCCCGGCUGCAGAAGAAGACCCUGAAACGCACCCGCAAGUUCGUGGUGGACGGGGUGGAGGUCAGCGUCACCACCUCCAAGAUCAUCAGCGAGGACGAGAAGAAGGAUGAAGAAAUGAGGUUCCUCAGGCGCCAGGAGCUGCGGGAGCUGCGUCUCCUGCAGAAGGAGGAGCACAGGAACCAGGCCCAGCUGAACAGCAAACACCAGCUGCAGCAGGAGCAGAUGCUGCGGCGCUUCGAGCAGGAGAUGAUGGCAAAGAAGAAGUUCUACGACACGGAGCUGGAGAACCUGGAGAGGCAGCAGAAGCAGCAGAUCGAGAGGAUGGAGCAGGAGCACGGCCUGCGGCGGCGGGAGGAGGCGAAGCGCAUCCGCCUGGAGCAGGAGCGCGACCAUGCCCGCUUCCUGGAGCAGCUCAAGCAGAUGAAGAAGGAGGUGAAGAACGAGGUUGAGAAGCUGCCACGGCAGCAGCGCAAAGGGAACCUGAAGGCGAAGAUGGAUGACUUCACCCAGAAAAAACAAACCAUGGAACAGGAGUUUUUGGCCAAGCAGAAGGAGGACCUGGAGCAGGCCAUGAAGAACAUCAUUGCCCAGAACAAAAGAGAGAUCUGUGACAAGGAGCGUGAGUGCCUCAACAAGAAGCAGCAGCUGAUGAGAGACCGGGAAGCUUCCAUCUGGGAUCUGGAAGAGCGUCAGCAGCAGGAGAAGCACCAGCUCAUCAAGCAGCAGCUGAAGGACCAGUAUUUCCUGCAGAGGCACGAGCUGCUCCGGAAGCACGAGAAGGAGAGGGAGCAGAUGCAGCGCUACAACCAGCGCAUGCUGGAGCAGCUGAAGGUGAGGCAGCAGCAGGAGAGGGCCCGGCUGCCCAAAAUCCAGCGCAGCGAGGGCAAGACCCGCAUGGCCAUGUACAAGAAGAGCCUCCACAUCCACUCCAGCGGCAGCGCCUCCGAGCAGAGGGAGAAGAUCAAACAGUUUGCCCUACAGGAGGAGAAGAGGCAGAAAGCAGAGCGGCUGCACCAGCAGCAGAAGCACGAGUCGCAGAUGAAGGACAUGCAGGCCCAGUGUGAGAGCAACACCAACGAGCUCCAGCACCUCCAGAAUGAGAAGUGUCACCUCCUGAUCGAGCACGAAACCCAGAAGCUGAAGUCCCUGGAUGAGAGCCACAACCAGCACAUGAAGGAGUGGAGGGACAAGCUGAGACCACGGAAGAAGGCCCUGGAGGAUGAGCUGAACCAGAAGAAGCGUGAGCAGGAGAUGUUCUUCAAGCUGAGCGAGGAGGCCGAUGGACAGGUGCCAGUGUCACCAACCAAACACGCCAAGUUUGUCCCCUUCAGCUCCUCAGAGAGCUUGUAACCCCUGGCAGGCCACCAGCUGGUACUGGCCGUGUCCUCCUGGGCUGCAGGGGGCAGCUUGGACUGGGAAGAGCCUCUCAGCAGCCCCUUGCCACCACAGCACCCUCCUGUCCCCACUCUCCGCCUGGGAUCAGCGUGGCCUCUGGCUGAGGGAUGCUGGCUGGAAGUUGGGGUGCCUCUCCCAGGAGCUCCAGGCUGGGAAUUGGGGCAGGAGCCUCUCUGGAUUGUCCUUGCACUGGUGGCUGGAUGGUGCCUGGGUGAGCCUGGUGCUCACUGGGUUUGUCAGCUCAGACUGGAGCAGCGACCACUCUGAUCAGGAGAAACAGCCCCUUAGGGCAGGGCUGUCACCUCCCUCUCCACUCUGAUCAGGAGAAACAGCCCCUCAGGGCAGGGCUGUCACCUCCCUCUCCACCCUGGCUGUCCUGUCCCAGUCCUUUCCAAGGCCUGGCCUGGGGCACAGCAGCUCUGGCAUUGUCUUAAACUCACCUUGGCCUUAGACUUACUCCUCUUCACCGUGGCCCUUUUAUUGCCACAGAGACACAGAGAUUUGGGGUUUUUUUGCCUAGGGAGGGCUGGGUUUUUUCUUUCCUCCUGCUCCCCACACAGCCUGUGCAGAAAGGGGCUGGGUGUCCUCCCAGAGAUGAUUCUGCUCUUCCUCUGCUGUGACCAGUGGCACCACAGCCCCUCUGGCACUAACUCUGCUCUCAGAGGCUGGCUCUGGGCUGACUGCACUGCCCAGCUGGCUGCAGGUGCAGAGGGGACACUGGGGACAGCGCUGGCUCCUGCGGUGACACGGCGGAGUGACUGUCCCUGUCAUGUGCCUUGGGGAUGAGUGGGGGGUGAAGGAUGCUCCUGCCAGAGCUCUCAUGCUCACACAGGUGCUUGAGGCUGGUUUUUAAGUCUUUUCUGUGUGGGGCCACGUGGGUCAGGCAGGCUGGCCAUGGGUGAUGGCUGCAGGGAGGAGCAGUGGGACAAGGGAAGAGGAGAUGCAAACGGGGCUUGUUGCUCCCAGCACCCCCUUGCCCGCUGAUGUCUCGUCUCCCUGUGAUGUGCCACAGCUUUUUGGGUGGUUCUCCUGGCUGGGAGUCGUGGCAGAGUGGCAGAGCAGGUCCUCUGUCCUUUCUGUCCCCUCCUGCUGGGUGGGACUGGGAGCACAGAGCUGGGGAGGGGUCAGGGACCUCACCGGCAGCACCUUCUUCUUUACACAACCCAAAGGUGUAAGGCAGCACUUAAGGUUUUUUUUUUUCUGGACAACGUUGUUUGUUGUAGACCUGUUUAUUUAGCAAGAAAAUAAAAUAUUUCUGCUUAAAAAAAAAAAAAAAAAAAAAAAAAAGAAGAGAAUUUAAGAAAAAAGUGGUUAUUUUCAAGUCCCCUCUGUUGAUUUACUGGCAUUUCAGGGAAAGGUGGUAUGUGAUGUGCCUCCCUUCUAGGUACUGGGCUGAAGGAGGCAGCCCCCAGGUCUUGAGCUCUGGAUCUGGGGAGUGCAUUUCCUGCCCUUUUAGAGCCCCUAACCCAUAUUUAUAAACUCCCUGCAGGCUAGCAGGGCUCUGUCUCUUUGGGCCAUUCCAGGUCGCCUCUGAUUUCCCAGCAGUGAUGUCUCUGUUAGUGAGCACAGGAAGGGUUCCUGCCCCACCUCCAAAACGUGGAUUGUGCCUUCCAGAUGUGGUAACACCUGGCUGGCAGCUGAUGGAAGGUUAAUGAAUGCCAAGGGCUGGCUGGAGACUCCUCGUCCCCUUAGGAAUGUGUUACAGCAGCCCCCUGGUUCUGGUUCUGGUCCUGCUGUGUGCCAGGGCUGUGCCCAGGGUCAGAGCCCCGUGCCAGUCCCUGAGAGCCCUGCAGGGGCUGUCCUGCAGCAGCACACUGUCACCUCCCUCAGCUGAGGGGCACUGCUGCCUUCUCCAGCAGCCCAGGCUGCAGCAUCCCUCCCUGCACACCCUGCAGCACUCAGGGAGCAUUUCUGGGGGCUCUCAGCUGAUGCACUGCCCCCUGUAAACCAGGUAUCCCUUCCUCCAGUCCAGCUGGUUUCCAGCCUGGAGAGAGCAUCGCUGGCAGGGGCAGGAAUGGCUCUGUGCCCCCAGGAAUGCAUGCUGUGUCCUCUCCCUGGGUGUGCCAGGCUCCAGUACCCUGUCCCUCACCCACAGGGGGGCACACCAUCUGACUGUCACAUUUACAGAGUGGGUAUCAUUCUCCCUCCUUUCAAAAGAGGAUUUUUGGGUUGCUCCCUGUUCAGGAGGAACCACAAUUAAACCCAGCUUGCUUUUCAGCAGGGGGUGGGACACGAUUUUAAAAAUUGUGGCUUCGAAUAAAAAGGGUUUUUUUAAAAUAUUUUGUAAAAUAUCUUCAGUGGGGCCACCACCGUGAUGUAAAGACCUCUCUAAUAAAGUAACAAACUGAGAAACUUG